ACUAACCAUCAUGGCGGCCUCCGAGGCAGCUUUUGGAAGCGUGAGAACGCGUUAUAAUGUCUAACGUUUGAUUCACCCACUAAUCGACCUUGAUAUCAAUUAUAUUUAUUCUUCUUCAUUUAAGCUGGAUUUCCACCCACCUGACUGGCAUUUCGAAAGUUGUGACCCAAAGGAACCAGUAACAUACACCUUGAAAUGGCGUCAUAUAAACCUACAAAAAUUCCAGUUUAUCCUAAACUUGGUGAGAAAGUCACACAGGACACUCUGUAUUGGAAAAACUACAAGGCUCCAGUCCAGAUAAAAGAAUUUGGAUCAGUGACACAUAUCGACUUCUCUCCUGUUGCCCCACAUAACUUUGCAGUAACAGCAUUUACACGAAUCCACAUUUAUGGCCCAUUUUCUCAGGAGCCAAUAAAGGCAUUUACACGGUUUAAAGACACCGCAUACAGUGGGAGGUUCCGUUCAGAUGGUCAGCUGCUCGUGGCGGGAUGUGAGGAUUCGGUUGUGAGGCUGUUCGAUGUGAAUGGCAAGGUGGCACUUAGGAUGUUCAAAGGACACACAAAAGCUGUACAUGUGACUGACUUCACCUCGGAUCGGUACCAGAUUGUCACCGGGUCGGACGACUACACCUGUAGACUUUGGGACAUCCCUAAUGCGACCGAGCUUACCAGCUAUCAAGAACACACGGAUUACAUUCGCUGUGGCGUUACCAGUAAACUCAACAGAGAUCUCUUCAUUACGGGAUCAUACGACCACACUCUUAAAUUGUUUGAUGCUAGAGUGGAUAAGUCUGUAAUGACUAUGAACCAUGGCCAGCCAGUGGAAAGUGUACUUCUGUACCAUUCUGAGGGACUCCUUGUCUCAGCAGGGGGACGCUAUGUCAAAGUGUGGGAUCUGCUGAAAGGUGGCCAGCCCUUGGUGUCACUGAGGAACCAUCACAAAACAGUGACUUGUUUGUGUCUUAGCAGCAGUGGCCAAAGGCUGCUGUCAGCCUCCCUGGACAGGCAUGUGAAAGUAUACAACACAACCAACUAUAAAGUGGUUCACAACUUUGACUAUGCUUCCUCCAUUCUCAGUCUGGCUUUGGCUCCAGAGGACGAGACUCUUACUGUGGGUAUGACUAAUGGUAUCCUGAGCAUCAAACACAGGAAAAGCCCUGAGGAGUCAAAUGAACAGUCAGGUCAACACCGGCGGCGACCAGCAUAUCGUGUGUUUGUGAAAGGGAAGAACUACAUCCCUAAACAAGAUGAUUAUCUUGUCAGUAAACAUGUCAAGCAGCAUUUGGCAAAAUAUGACAAAUACUUGAAACACUUCAAUGUUACAAAGGCUUUGGACGCAGCAAUGGAGUCAUGGACGAGACGCAGGAAUCCCGAAAUUCCCGUCGCUGUUAUAAAGGAGUUGGAUCGAAGAGGAACUUUGAAAAACGCCUUAGCGGGACGUGAUGAAAAACAGGUUUCUCAGUUACUCAACUUUUUAAUAGGAAACUUGGUUGACAUUAGGUUCGCUCCUGUCCUCGUCAUAGCGGCCGAGAUGAUCCUCGACAUUUAUAAGUCUGUCAUUGGCCAGUCAUCCAUCGUGGACAGCCAGCUUUUGCGUCUCCAGGAUCUGCUGGAGAGAGAAAUUGACUACCAGCAAGACCUCCUGGAAGUCUUGGGUAUGUUGGACACUGUCUUUGCGUCCCGUCUACCGAGGAAGGAGGUGCCGUGCCCAGUUGGGUCCAACGGCCUGGCUGAGGGGGAGGCGAGUACCUCGGGACCUCAGCUCCAGGCUACCUGACCAUUCAAGGAUGGAUCACAACUCUUGAAAGGUUGUGUUAAAAAAAAAAAAAAGUCUUUUGGGAUUUUAGUUUCUAUCUCGCUUGAUGUGAUAGCCCUUAUGUCAUCGAAUCAUCAGUUUGGUUCAUGUUUCAAGAGACUUUUAAACACUCACGUUUCAAUAACAUUUGUUUUUGUGGAUAAGGAUUCUCUGAAAGAAAUUCAAAAUGUGUUAUAUUGAACAGUUUUUUAUUAUACUUUCAAUUGUAAAUGUAGAAGUGUGAGUUUGUCGAUGGCUGUUAUGUUCACCCCUUUAUAUUCAAUGACAAUUGUGUAGUAGAAAGACAUGAAUUAAGUUUUGCAAUAAAAGAAAUCGCACCAGCAAAACACUUU
This is a messenger RNA of Corythoichthys intestinalis (scribbled pipefish), 2147 nucleotides long. It is a transcript of the gene utp15, whose product is annotated as UTP15 small subunit processome component. The coding region runs from base 196 to 1776 and encodes 526 amino acids. The transcript has 12 exons. Gene Ontology annotation, biological process: positive regulation of transcription by RNA polymerase I; rRNA processing. Gene Ontology annotation, molecular function: protein binding. The record is from RefSeq and is a predicted model, not a curated record. NCBI's taxonomy places the organism in Eukaryota, Metazoa, Chordata, Actinopteri, Syngnathiformes, Syngnathidae. Gene Ontology annotation, cellular component: nucleolus.